Molecule: messenger RNA, 1981 nt
Organism: Cajanus cajan (pigeon pea)
Lineage: Eukaryota; Viridiplantae; Streptophyta; Magnoliopsida; Fabales; Fabaceae
Product: putative transporter C405.03c
Cellular component (GO): membrane
Source: RefSeq, a predicted model, not a curated record
AAUGGUGUUACUCCAAAUUUUAUGGUUUGAAAAGGAAACAUGCCUUAAAAUUGUUCCAAAAAUUUGAAGCACGAGAAUGCAUUCAUAGAAUAGAAAGGGUGGGAUUUUAGUACCUAAUAAUGAGAAAUAGGAAAGAAACGGAAGUGCAACAAAAAAACAUUUAUGAUUUUAAAGUUUGUGCACCGAGUAACGUUGACACUUUUUAAGAAGAAUUGAGACAAUGAUGACUGAUUAGAGAACAAAAACUUAACGUUGACACUUCCCUUUUCCCUAAGUUGUUUAUUUUUCCACCGAUUUUCUCUACCUUUUCUGCCGUUGCAAGAAUCAUCCAACCUCCCUGCAAAAUCUUCUCACGCAAUUUUGUGAGCAAGGUUGAGGUUGUGCUUCCCCAUGGUGUUGUUCUUGUGAUGGGGUUGGCAAAUUGGUGUGUUUAAGGGUGAUUCUGGGAUCUGGCAGACGCAGAAACGUGUGGAUCUCUGCAAUUCCUGUAGUUUUUUUCAUCUGGGUAUAGUUGUUUUGUUAUGGGUUGGAGAUACAAGGCAGGGUUGUUCCUCAUAGCUACUGUGGUUAUCAUAUGGGUCACGUCAGCUGAAGUCACCCAGGAUAUUUUUAUAGAUUACAAGCAGCCAUUUGCAGUGACAUAUCUCGGAGCUUCUCUUAUGGUAGUUUACCUCCCAGUAGCAUUCAUCAAGGACUUGUUGUGCAAAUUAAUUAAACACCACUCUUCUAAAAAAAAUGCAAAAGUUGGGGUUGAGUUUUCUAUCAUGAGUUCUUCUCCUCUCAAGGGCAAUGGAGUGCAGAAACACAAUGAAGUAGAACUGGGGAGCGUGACUCGUAAAGAUAGUGAUCCAAACCUUUCAACACAUGAAGAAGUAAAGCCAUUGGUGGCUAAAUAUAAUGAUACUAAUUUGAUAAAGGCAGAGAAACAACUUACUACAAGGGAAAUUGCUACUUAUGGAUUUUACAUUGCACCUAUUUGGUUUUUAACAGAGUAUCUAUCAAAUGCUGCCCUUGCACGAACAAGUGUUGCAAGUACAACAGUAUUGUCAUCCACCUCAGGACUCUUCACUCUCUUCAUUGGCGUGUUUAUGGGCCAAGACACUUUAAAUGUCGCAAAAGUAGUUGCUGUUUUGGUCAGCAUGGCCGGGGUUUUGAUGACAACUCUGGGGAAAACGUGGGCUGCAGAUGACAAGCUAUCAAAUGCUUCCAAUGGUCAGCGCUCUUUUGUUGGAGAUCUUUUUGGCCUUCUCUCGGCCAUGUCAUAUGGUCUAUUUACAGUGCUUCUUAAAAAAUUUUCUGGUGAAGAAGGAGAACGGGUUGAUGUGCAAAAGCUGUUUGGAUAUAUUGGAUUGUUUACACUUUUAGCACUAUGGUGGCUUAUCUGGCCAUUGUCAGCCUUAGGAAUUGAACCCAAGUUUACGAUUCCCCAUUCGGUUAGAUUGGACGAAGUGGUUCUUGCCAAUGGAUUUGUUGGAAGUGUUCUCUCAGACUACUUCUGGGCACUCUGUGUUGUAUGGACAACUCCCCUUGUGGCCACUUUGGGCAUGUCACUCACCAUUCCUCUUGCUAUGUUGGCUGACAUGUUGAUCCAUGGCCGGCAUUAUUCAGCAUUGUACAUUCUUGGCUCACUUCAGGUAUUUGCAGGCUUUGUGAUAGCUAAUAUUUCAGAGUGUUUGACCAUGAGGCUGGGAUUAUAGCACAUUCUUUCCUAUACUGAUUCUUGCUUAGGUUGUUUAUCUUUUUGAGUCAACAUGUUGGAAAAACCAAUGUCGCUUCCCAUGUUGUAUUGUUCUGUGUAUAUGGUUUUAGAGCGAGGCCUUUGUUGUAAAAUUGAAAGUGUCCAAGAUGAGCUUUGUAAAGAAGCAUUUUACAUAGGUAAAUGCCUUCUUGAAGAAAAUUAGGAUUUCAUUAAAACAUGAAAGCAAGAAAUACCCAGUUAAAACAAUGAUAAGUACUUAUAUAAACAAUUUAAUCUCGUUAA